AUGCAUUUGUCUAGAGUGUUUUCGAGGGGAAUUCACCUGGUUCCCAGGCUCAAAAACCACCAGCAGUGGUCACAAGAUGGAAUCAAGGGCUUGAUGUCUCCAAAACAGUACAAAACGAGCUGGACAGACUACCAGAAGUAUCUGACCACCAAUCUCACUUUCAAAACCAUUGGAACCGAGCACGAGACAAGAACGCCAUUAGCUAUCACCCUGGCCACUGCGAAAAAACCCGAACAAGGCCCACUGUUCCACUUCGCCUCGCAAUCUCACAACAACCACUUGUUCUUCGAACAACUGCAGGACGCUUCUACUGAUCCACCGGCGCUCAAAUCGCGUCUCGAAAGACAUAUCACCACAGCAUUUGGCUCACUAGAAAAUCUCAGAAAUGACUUCUUGUAUGCCGCUGAUACACUGACUGGAAAUGGAUGGGUUUUUCUUGUGGAGACACAGGAGAAAACGGUUAAAAUUAUCUCUUGCAACAAUGAUGGCACCCCAUACUUGUACAGCAGAAACCAAUCCUCCGACCUUAAUGGCGCCAUCAGCAUUGAGGACUUCGAAAAACUCAUUUCCAACAAGGAUAGAUUAAGUCGGAAAAUUAAAGACUAUACCGUUCCCCUACUGGUUUGCAAUGUAUGGGAGCACGCCUACAUCGAGGAUUAUGGAGUCAACGGUAAAGCCGAUUACCUAGAAAACUUCUGGAACUGUAUCAAUUGGGAGAUUGUUAACAACAGACUCUUUGUUAAUAUAGGUCUCUAA
Ogataea parapolymorpha DL-1 is the source of this 756-nucleotide messenger RNA. RefSeq names its product Superoxide dismutase. The transcript has a single exon. Gene Ontology annotation, molecular function: metal ion binding; superoxide dismutase activity. Lineage: Eukaryota; Fungi; Ascomycota; Pichiomycetes; Pichiales; Pichiaceae. The record is from RefSeq and is a predicted model, not a curated record. Bases 1 to 756 code for a protein of 251 amino acids. Gene Ontology annotation, biological process: superoxide metabolic process.